AUAUAUAUGUUUAAAAUUUUCUCAGAGAGAAUGCAUUAUCGUAGUUCAAACAGUUAAGAUCGAACAAAAGCUUGAGUACAAUAUCAUUUUUCAUACAAAAACAAUGAAAUCGUUAUAUUUUAUGCAAAUAUUUUCGUUAAUUAAUUUGUGUAACAUUAACGCAAAAAUUUUGAACACGGAAAAUGUACAAGUUUUUAAAAGCAUAAGCAAUUCAAGUAUGCCUUUGGAGACAUGUCGAGAAAACAUGGCACUUUUCCAAGAAAGUGAAAAUUCAACUAACUGGAUUUGCGACUGCACUUUCGAUCAAUAUUUAUAUUACGCCGAGAAGGAUUCCUGCUAUCAGGCUUAUUCUCAAGGGCCUUGUCCUCCGGCGCACUAUCUGGUCCUCGUUCCUGGUGAAAAACUAGCAAAAUGUCAAAAGAAUCCAUGCAAAGAGGAUGGUCUUGUUCCUUACAAUGAUGUAUGCGCUACUUUAGGUCAACAAUCCAAGGCUUGUUUCCGUAGAGGAUUCUUAGUAGUUGCUGAAAAUUUUCAACUUGGGUGUAUUUUCAGUAGAAUUUUUAAUAUUAUUAAGGCACCUCCGAAAAUGUGUCCUCCUGGAAGUCGAAGAAUUACUUUAGGAAGCUGUAAGCACGUUUGGUAAAGAUAUCCUAUGUAUGAGGUUUAAUAAAUGUACAUGUGAAAAAAUA
This is a messenger RNA of Leptopilina heterotoma, 689 nucleotides long. RefSeq lists its product as uncharacterized. The record is from RefSeq and is a predicted model, not a curated record. Lineage: Eukaryota; Metazoa; Arthropoda; Insecta; Hymenoptera; Figitidae. The transcript has 2 exons. The coding region runs from base 104 to 643 and encodes 179 amino acids.